Molecule: messenger RNA, 570 nt
Organism: Myotis davidii
Lineage: Eukaryota; Metazoa; Chordata; Mammalia; Chiroptera; Vespertilionidae
Product: serum amyloid A-2 protein-like
Exons: 4
Coding region: 65-457 (130 amino acids)
Cellular component (GO): extracellular region
Source: RefSeq, a predicted model, not a curated record
AAUAGCAGCCAGCGGUCCCCAGCAGGCAGGGACCAGCAGCUCGGCUCCACCAGAGACCAGCACCAUGAAGCUUUUCACCAGCCUCGUGUUCUGUUCCUUGGCCCUGGGAGUCAGCAGCGAGGGCUGGUUUGACUUCAUUGGCCAGGCUUAUGACGGAGCCAAAGAUAUGCGGAAAGCCUACUCUGACAUGAGAGAAGCCAAUUACAAAAACUCAGACAAAUACUUCCAUGCCCGGGGUAACUAUGACGCUGCCCAAAGGGGACCUGGCGGAGCCUGGGCUGCUGAAAAGAUCAGUAAUGCCAGAGAGGCUUAUCCGAGAGUCGGUGACCUUUUUAAGCAUGGAGACAGCGGCCAUGGAUUGGCAGACUCACUGGCCGACCAGGAAGCCAACAGAUGGGGCCGGAGUGGCCAAGACCCCAAUCGCUACAGACCUCCAGGCCUGCCCGACAAGUACUGAGCUCCUUCUCUCUGCUCUCGGAGACGGGGCUGUGAGCCCCCUAAGGGCAGGGACUCUGAGUCAUUGAGAUCUACAUCCCCAGAUGCUAACUGAGGGCACAUGAUAUCUGUCUA